CACAGAUUGUGACAGUCGAGUUCCUGAAGCAAACAAAACAAAUGACAGCUGACUAGUGGACGGGGGGCUACCGCCUCGUGUCACCAGCCUGGAUACGAUGGAGUGUUAUUUUGACAAUACCAGCCAUUAUAUGAGAAGUUAAUAGCAGCUGGUGAAUAUAUUACAAAGCAGAAACAACGCUGUUUGCUAAUGGCUAAGCGUUAGCCUAGCUCUGCUAAGCUUGUUUUCGUCUAAGCUGAGUUUCAUCAACAGACUGGUUUCGUUUUCCAAAAUCUGUUUUCUGGACCUUAAGUGUCCGCCAUGUAGUGGAUGUGCCAGUCGUUGUCCUGUCGUCUUCCGCCAGCGACUUCCUCUGCAGGACCACAUAGGACUGUUUUGUUUACAUCCAAUGACUGUUUUUAUCUUGUCAACACAGAACCGCCGCUUAUCUCAUGAAGAGCUGCGCUAGCUUCUACGGCUAAUGUUUGUUGGUAUACUUACCUACAAAAGCUGCUCAUUUCUCCAGUUGUUCAGCGUCAUUUCUAUGACAGUCGCCAUUAUGUUAAUAUUGUAGAAGGGGUGGAAAGGCUGUAGUCAGCAGACACUAAAUAUGGAGGCUGUAAGACCAAAGAGGACGAAGACAAAGACCAGCGGAAAGACUCAGCUGGUGAGGAAGCAGAAGCAGGCAGAAGAAGAAAAACGAGCCACAGCUCCCAUAGCAGCCUGUGAUGAGGCCACCACUUCUGGCUUCACUGAUAUUCCUCUCAGCCUGCCAUAUCAAGAGGACAAUGAGCAGCAGCAGCAGCCUGCACACCCUGUGGAUACAACAGCAAAGCCAUCAGACCCUCCUCCUGACAAGCAGCUGACCUCCCAGACUUCAUCCACAUCAGUAUUGUCUAAGACUUUACAAUCAUCUCUGAAUUUGUCAACAGAGACGUUGCAAGUUACAGAGUCAAAAAAAGAGGAUGAGGAGGAUGGGAGCAUUGAAGCUCAAGGGGCUGAGCUUAAAGUUGUGCCAAAGACAGCUGAAGUAGGAAGAAAUGAGGAGACAUGGAACCAACCAUGUGCUUCAUCUCGGUUUCAAAACCUUACAGCUCCAAGUGCCCCUGCUUUGUACCCAUCUCUCCCUGCGCUGGAGGAAGGCCCUGUGAUGCCACUCAGUGGGGAACCUGUCAAAACCUGUGGAAGGGAACCUGCGGUGUUAGCACUCGCUGAGCAGGAGUCCUCCCCCCCAAGUUUGCAGCCUCUGGAAUCCGUUGCAGAGCUCUCUAGAAGCAAACUCUACCCAGAAUUACCUAAAACUGCUCCAGAGAUUCAGCCAUUCUCACUAGAGCAGCUGAGUGUCUGGGAGCCAGGAGGAGGGCUACGAACAUGGCUAGAGGGUGUUGAAGUGUGUGCAGCCCAAUUCUGUGCUUUAGCCAGACAGGAACACCAUGAAUUGACUGAACUUCUACAGAACUAUUGGCGUUGCCGAAGACAGCUGACUCAGUCACACACACAGCUCCAUACACAGUCCUCUGACUGCAAGAGCACACAGAACCGUCUGUGGAGUUUCAGAGAUGAACAACUUACACUUCAGGGACUGUGUGCUGAUCAGUCUAAGGUGUGCGGGUACCAUCGCUUUCAGCAAGCUGACUUUAGUCAGAGUGUACUUGCUGAGCUGAGGAGAUUAUUUGAAGCUCGCAGUGAGCUGCUUCAUCAAAAGGUGGCUCUUCAUGCUUAUACUGCUUUGCUGUCCCGCCUCCAGGUGGAAUCAUACCUAUAUUGCCUUUUAAAAGAUUGUACUGGCACUCAGUCCCAGCCUUGUUCUCUCAGACCUCUGAAAGAAGCCAUUAGUGUCCUGUUUAGCUUCAUCCGUAGAGUUCUGGAUGAUGCACAGUUCCAGGCAGACAUCCAUCACUGGCUAGAAAGACUGGUGGCAGUCCUGCUGCAUAUUGGGGGGUCAGGAGAGCAUCUUUACCUGCUGUGCCAUCUGCUGUGCUGUCCUGCUGGGGUGGGAAAGUGGGCUGCUCCCUUCCUUCAGAUUCAAGUGUGGGGGAACACCUGUGGAGUACAGCACUUCAUGCAAGCCUUGGCCGUCUUAAUGUCCCCUGCAAGACACCGUGCAGAGUUUCUUGGCCAUAUGAAGCCAUGUGAGAGCCAGAGCUCAGCAGCCUCUGGACCUGAGUCCGGAAACUGGACACUAGUGGAUGAAGGCGGAGAAGAGGAUGAGGACCCUGAGAGCAGCUGGUUACUGCUGUGUGAAGAGGACCUGAUCUCCCUGCUAACCCAGUUCCCUUUCCAGCAGCUCUAUUCCCACAUGUUGGGCAUGAGCAGGCAGGGUGUGUAUGAGCCACAGGCCUGUUCCAGUCAGAAGAUGAUGCGGGUGUUUGCUUUUGCUUCCUCACUCAUUGAAAUACUAGCACUUGGCUUACAAACCUAUAACAGGGCACGAUACAGACAGUUAGUCAAAAGGAUUGGUCACAUCAUAAGAAUGACAGUGUGUUAUGUGAGUGAUCACUGGGCCCAGUUUGUGAGUGUAAGUGGUGAAGGGGGAUCCAGCUCUCAUGUGCACUCCCUAUCUUUGGAAAAACUGCAGCUAGAAUAUGAUCAUGUUUUUCUCAGAGCUGUUUUGCAUGUGCUCAGAAACAAGAGACUGGGCAUUUGGUUGUUUAUGUCUGAGAUGCCAUAUGGAACUCUGUCCAGUUCAAUGCUGUGGAAGGUUCUGUAUGUCAUGCAGUGUGCAGAAACAGCAGGACUAGAAGCGCUUGGCACUACAAAUGAGACACACUUCUGCAUUCAGGCUCUCAGAGACCCAGAACACCAGGAGAGGUUCGAGCAGUGGUUGUGUGAGGUUAACAGCUCAGACGGCAUCUCCCUCCUCACUGCACUAGCACACAUGGCUACGCCCACUCAACAUUCAGACCCUGCCUUCAUCACAACCAUAACUCUGCUGAUUUAUCAGGUGUCUUAUGUGAGCAUGUCAACAAGAGAAACUUACUCUAAAGUGGGUCGGGAGUUGCUCGCCGCCAUAGCAACAGCACAUCCCUACAUCAUUUCUGUACUUCUGGAGAGACUAAGAGAGACCAUACAAACUGUGGGCAUGGUGGCAUUGUACUUAUGUAAAGAGCUGCCUCUGAGCCUGUGGCAGCCUCGGCCAGAGGAAAUCUGUGUCAUCGGUGCCUGGCUGCUCCAGCACCCUCUGUCUGCUGUGGAAAACCGCUUAGCCUGUGUUAUACUGGAGGGUCUGAACUGGGGUUACACACAGGAUGGAUCGUUGGCCUUGUCAUCAUCUCUCCACAGGGAAGUGGCUCUGCUGGUGGCUGAAGCCUAUCAAAAGUACCUUACUGACAAAACAUACACUGGCCUUAUAUCCGAAGGGAUCAAACAGGUAUCUUACCUUGCCAGCGUCCUUCGUUUGGGUGUGUCCCCUGAAGCAUCCUUCAGUCAGUGGGCAUGGCAACUGUUGCUAAGGUUGAAGCUCCAUGGCAAUGCUCGGAUCCCUAAAGGAGCUUGGUCGGUCCCUGCUUUGACAUCCAACCCACCGCCAGAGCUUACACACACUCCAAGCAUGCACUCUGUCCUCAGGGCUGUGAAAUCAGGCAUCCCGAUUGGAUGCUACCUGUCCAUUGCCAUGACGACAGUGGGACAUUGUUUGGAAAACUUUUGCACUGAUGGAGUCGGUUUGCUCAAAAGUCUGAUUCAGUCUCGUCACCUGAGAGCUGCUGUGCAUCUAUUGGACAACAUCUUACCCCCUACUUACCCUCUCAGCUUCUACCUGCUCAACAACUCUCAAUUUGUAAGCUGUAUCCAGGUCUUCUUGCAGUCUGACAGUGUUUGUCCUCAGGGUGUCACACAGCAGGUCACUCACCGGGUGGCACCACUACUCACAGGAACAACAUAUGGAGACAAUGUGCGACUAUUAAAUAGUGUCAUUCAGAGCCAUGUAGUCGAGAGCUCACAGCCCGGUCGGGUUGGCUCUGCAGCAGUUCUGGAGUUUUGGGUCGGAAUCCUAACCCAGCAGAAUUUGUGGUAUCGUGACAAAACAGUCCUCUUCCUCAUGGAUCAGAUCUGUUGUGCUGCAUUCACACACCACCAGGAGGAAUGUGUGCAAAAACUACUGUACCAACAGCAUAAGAAUGCCCUAGGUUACCAUGGAGAUCGAAGUCUGCUCUCCUCUAUAGUUGGCUGGAUUGCUGGAAAUGCCACGCCUUCCUUCAUAGAAGGCCAAUCACUAAGUGCAGAGGUGUGGUUUGCCUGGCUGGUGCUGAAUAUGGAGGGGAUGUUUGAAGAAGAUUCUCAGCUCAGACGAUGUGUUGAACACGAGCUUCUAGCAGAGCCCAACAUCUCCCCAGAACAAGCCUUAAAGAAGGCACAGCAGAGGCUUAAGUUGCCAGUGGCACCCUCUCUGCAGCGGCUGCAGGUCUACCGCUGGGCUUGCCAGGCCUUAGCCACGCCUCCUGAUCAUCCUCUACUUCCCUUGGUCUGGCAGAAGUUCCUGCAGCUCUACCUCAGACAGCCUGGGCCUGAAUAUGGGUUGGCUGCAGCCGGAUGUAUCGGUCGAAGGUUCUUCCAGACUUCUUCUCAGGCUGCUUUACUCAAAGACCUUAGGCACAGGCUACAAGAAGUGUCUGAUUUCCACCAUGCUGCCAGCCAAGCCCUUAGGGUUCCUCCGCCACACACACCAGACAGCCAGGGCGAAGAAAGCCCUGACAAUCCUCGGGCCCCUUACCUCACCUCUCCUCAGCUUCACACUGAGCUGGUCAGGUUGUUUGGUGUAUUUGCUGUGUGGCUGGAUGAUGAGACAUUGCAGAAACAGGAGGUGUACCUGCCCUCUCUUCCCCCUGAGUAUGAACCUCACAGACUGGCACAAGUCAUGCAGCGGCAGCAGGAGCUGUGGCUGGAGUAUGUUGACCAAGAGCGUCUGCAGUAUGAUGAGAGAGAGGUUUUGUCUCUGUGGGAAAAAGUGCAGAGUGAGCCAAUGUUUCUCCAAGCCCAAAACCACAGCUUUACUGACUACACAAGCUUCAGUAAUGCAAAGGAGCGAAUUCUGUCUAAUCUGCAGAAGCAUCCAGUUCCCCGUCCAGCUCCAGAGCUGCAGCCGCACAAAGCUCCAGUGGCCGAAGUCCCUACCACGUGUCUCACUGACUCUAAGGCUGCUGCUGAACUGUUGCGGCAGGACCUCAGCAUCCUGCAAGACCAAGCCAGGAUUGCAGUGGCACGUGAAGCCCAACAGGUGGCGAUGGAGCAGGAGCUACUGGAGAGCCUUCCUCUUCUGUAUAAGAACCGACCUGAGCAAAUCAGCAUGGCACUGGAGUGUAAAGGGAAGGGGGGUCAGCCAUGCCAGGGACCUGCAAACAUCACUGUCACUUGUGAACGGGUUCAGAGACAGGAGGCAGUCCAGACUCAGAUAACAUCACUGCGUAAGGACAUAAAGAAGCUCCAAACCGAUGCCAUGGCUGCACCACCUCAGAACCUGGCCCAGGCUGCUGUUCACACUGAGAACUUUAUAACGGCUUUGGUGAAUAUGUACAAAGCUCAGAAGUCUCCAGCUGUGCAGCAUGUUGGUGUAGCUGCCUUCUACCAGGUGGUGUCCUUUGUGUGUGAAGACACCCUGCGGCAUCCCCCAACACGCCAGUACCUCUCCUCAUGUGUAGAGAUACUGGGACAGGUGUUUAUCCAGUGCAAUGUGGAAGAGUGUGGUCGUGUUCUGAAGACUAUCCUGGAGCAGAGGCGUCUUUGCCCUCUCAUUUCUCCGUUCUUCACUCCCAACGCUGCCCCCAAUCAGCUCGUCUUUCUUUACCAAGAGGUGGUGACUUCUUUACACCUUGACAGUGCGGAUGUCAUUUUUAUGCUCCUCACUAAGUUUGACUUGUCCCAGUGGCUGAAUGAAGCCCAUCCAGUGUUUUCUGAGAGAACCCGUUUGCUGGAGUUAGUUCACGGGGCACUCUGUGUCUGUGGCCGAGACCCUGAGCCUGAACUACUUACACCUUUUCAUCUUUUCACCAAACACUGGACGUGGCUUUUACGCCACCAUUUUCCCGACCACUACAGUGACUGUCUGCGUCUGCUUAUGACAAGCUCAUCAAACCAGUUACUGAGUCCAGAAUGCUGGAAGGUGACUCUGCGUGUGCUCGGCUGCUUACCUCCAUUGCGCAGCGCUAAGAGCAAAAGUGAACAAGUGGUCAGUUCUACAGAUACCUCUAACCGUGCUGUUGGACCUCCAGCCUCUCCCUACAGAUCCUCCAUCAGCCUUUCUCCACAGCAGGUGGAUGAGACAGUUGAGUGGCUUAGUGAUUACUUCCUGCGAAAUCGACUCAGUAAAACAGACCUCCGCAGCUUCGGCCUUUACUCUGCCUGGACUCCUUACAUCAGUGAGGUUGUUUCCUUCUGGGAUCAUUUGAUCGGUUGUCUAAUCAACAUGCAAAUCAGCAGCUGUGCCAGAGAGUCAGUAGGCAGCAGCAAAAUAUUGAAAGCUCUGCAGGACCUACACAGUAAGAUUGUGAAGUUAUUUAAGCCUUGGAUCUUUCCUCUGGACAAUGAUGAUGUCAGUAAUCUCAAGUGUUACCCCUGGCUUGAAACUGAUGCAAAUGCAGCAGGAAGUAUGGUUGGCCUUUAUGCUCAACUCACUGACACUCUGCAUGUGAAAUUCAGAGAUCGUCUGCUUCCUGGUCAGAGAGGAGCCCUGUGGCUGUGCAUGAUGCAAUACUGUGAGAGCUGCACCUCUCCUCGUACACCUGAGUAUUUGCUGUAUCUGUACCACACUCACCUCCGCAGCCUACCCUGGAGACACCUGCACCCCGACACUCAACUUAUGGAGCAGCUCUUCAAUGUUGAGAGAGGAAGUCCCAAGAGCUGCUUCCUGUUUCUGGGAGAGGUGUUAUGUGAAGUUAACUGGGUGAGCGUCUUAAGUGACCACUUACAAACACCCCCUGCAUCUACAACUUAUCCGCCUCUGCCUGACACGGGGACACAGAAGGAAUCGCACGCCAUGUUGGUUUAUCUGCUGUACAUGCUGGUUUUUCUGGCAAAAGAGGAACAGCUGCUGAGUCAACAAGACUCCCCUCUCCUCAGUUUGUUGGUCCAGUCCACCUCUCUGCCCUGGCACCAACUGGAUCUGUCCUCAUACCAAGGCAUUCUGGGAUAUGUCAGCACCCACUACCCUCCGUCCUUGCUGCUCAGUACUGAGUCUGCGCCUCAGUUACUGCUGAAGUCACUGCGUAGUGCUGCUGGGCUGCAUCCCCGCCAAAGUGAAGUCCCACACAAGGAGGAGACACUGAAGGCAGGAGCAUAUGUGUGUUGGUGUGAGCAGUCUCUGGUGACUCUUGAACAAGGAGGCAGCAUCACCCUCAGUGAGCUGGAGACUCAGCUGGACACCCUGCUGGAGAGUAUAGUCACAUUCAACCCACCAGAGACUGGUUUGGAACAGAGGCACAUGGCAUACUGCAGUCUGUUUAGCGAUGCUCUGACUUUGCUCAACGGUGUGGGCGUCUCCACAGGCGAAGCCCUCGCUGCUCAUGUCAUUACCUGGUUAGACAAGAAGGGGAGGGGCUUUCCUAUUCUACCUCUUCUCACAGCCUGCUCCUGCCGUCUGGCGUCAGUGCGGCACAUGACGCGGAUCAUGGAGGCCUGCAUUACAGCCUACUUCAACCAUGCUGAGGAGGAGUCUGUGGGUUGGGGUCCUGUGCUCGUGUCCCUGCAGGUGCCUGAGCUCACUGUAGAUGACUUCCUCUCUGAGAGCCAAUCAGGAGGCAGCUUCCUGACACUCUAUGCCUUCAUCCUGCAGCGCCUUAAUACUGAAUACACUGCAGCCAAUGAGAGAAGGACACUGGGUCUAAUAAACACGUGGACCAAUCAGGUCUUCCCCAGUGGGCCAGGUGAUGAAGCUAAGCUGUUUCUUUGGUGGCACAAGGCGCUUAGUCUGUCAGUGGAGCAGCUGCAGCCACAGGCAGGACACAGCGAAGUAUCAGGGGUGGUCAUGGGUCUGCUGAGACUGCAAACCAGGCUGCUACAGCUGGGAGAGGAGAGACUCAACUCUGGGCUGCUGGGAGCCAUUGGCUUGGGGAAGAGGUCUCCUAUGUCCAACAGGUUUAGGGUGGUGGUACGCUGUAUUGCAGCCUUCCUGUCAGUCCAGGUGCCAUCAGAGACAGAGGUCCGACUCCAACCAACCAGCGACAUGCAGUUCUCUGCAAAAGCACAACAAGCCUUGAGCAUGUUGGAGGCUAUGCCCAGCAAUAAGCACUAUGCUGAGUUUGAGGACUCAGUGAAGAAAGCCGUCCAGUUCAUCAGUUACCCUGGACACUGUCUCAAAGAUGGACCUCGACUGCUGGCCCUGUUAGUCAACUUCCUCUACCCUGACCUCAGAUACUUAAACAUAAUCCGUUAAAUGUGACUCAAUCACAGGCUCUUGCUGGAGACUGGGGAACUCUCAUCUGUGGAUAAUGCAGUGACAAUACAAAAAUGUUGGAGCACAAAGUCACCAAGUAGUGAUGCCAGUACUGAAUUGCUGUUGCUUUGUAUUUUCUCAUCAGCGAAUGCUUUUUUGACUGACACUGACAAGUCAUCUGAACUCUCUGUUCACUCACAAGAAAGACUUUUUUGGUAAUGAGCAAAGACAAGUGAACCCAUUAAGAAGUAUAAGAAAUGUUAUGUCCUAACCCCAGUCCUGUUUUUGCACUUUGCUGUCUUCUAUCAUGUUUAUGCCUUUUUUGCUUUCAAUAUACAUUGCCUGUUGGUUAUCAACACAUCUGCUUUACUUAUUAUUUGAGAGGAAGUUGCACAUAUUUAUUAUUAAUUGGUGAGAUGCAAUUUAUGAAUCAAUAUGGAGUCCUGGACUUUAGCUGUGAGUUUCACACCUGUAUGUGGAAUCUAUCAGAAAAAGUUGAAGGGUCCACAGAUUAUUUGGUGGAAGAUGAAGGACAGAUCUAAUAGGCCUAUAAGUUUAGUACUACCUUCUUAAAAAGGGGUGGAGGACAUAUCAGGAAAGCUGGUAGAUAUGUUUUUUCUCAUACAACUUUGUAGGUUUGCUGUUGACGUAGCAUCUAGCUACAAGUUGUGCUUUAAAAAAAUGUCUCAAUGUUCUGACAUAUAAAUACAAUGACUGCCUGUAUGAAUAGAUUAUGUUUAGUUAACACAUUUGCCAGUAUUAUGUUAAUGUACAGCCAAAAGUGCUUUCCCUAUUUCUGCCAAAGAGAUUUUAUUUUUUUCUGCUCCUCUAGUUAAAAGUCCUUGAUCAUGUAGUCUGUGUCAUUUGCAUCUGUUAUGUAACUGGAUUUACAAACAAAUACUUUUGUUGGUUUGAUGAAGAAAGAUUUUGAUUCAGAUUCAUCAAAACAACUGUAAGUUCUAUCCAGUCUCUUGUUUCACCACUUUGGUUUCUCUGUGCCAUCUUAAUAAUAAUUGUGCUGCACUUAUGCAGCUUGAAGCUCGCCUUAUUGCCUGUGUUAAUGUGGUGAGUGUUAAUGUCAGAAGCAUUUCUUUUAUAUGAGUCAGUGAUCAGGAAUGGGUCUGUGAGGCUGCUGCAUGAGUGAGCCAGACCACUCAAAGGACACAAAAAAGCCCUAUUUAAUAAAAGUGUGGCUGGUAUUCAACCAACUCAAACAUCUGGGACCAUAUAUAGUACGUGAAACCUCUGAGUGGUGAGAGACUGAUGUAAAAUCUCAUGUGGAAGGACAAUAUUUUAUGAACCAAGCUGUCACAAUCAGAAAGUCAAGAGACCCAGACGGCAAUUACAGAGCCACAGUGAGACACAAUAGGCUGUGUAGCUUUGAUAACAAAACUGGUCUGCAGUUUGUGUUUUUCAUGCAUAAAGCAGAUUGUCAAACUGAAAUUAAAGCUUCUUUGACAAUAAAGCCUGUUCUGACAAGCACCCGCUCUUUGA
This is a messenger RNA of Sphaeramia orbicularis (orbiculate cardinalfish), 9838 nucleotides long. It is a transcript of the gene epg5, whose product is annotated as ectopic P-granules autophagy protein 5 homolog (C. elegans). Lineage: Eukaryota; Metazoa; Chordata; Actinopteri; Kurtiformes; Apogonidae. Gene Ontology annotation, biological process: autophagosome maturation. The transcript has 45 exons. The record is from RefSeq and is a predicted model, not a curated record. The coding region runs from base 590 to 8344 and encodes 2584 amino acids. Gene Ontology annotation, cellular component: cytoplasm.